AAAAAGAAGACGUAGUGUUGGGAUAAAAUUUCUCGUGAUGUGGAAGAAAUUCCGACAAGAUAAUGCGCGCUCCUGCGCAAGCUAUACAACGCGAAAGGAGCGCGAAUGCCGAAUGGAGCAGCAGCGACGCGCCAGCAUUCAGCGAUAGUAGCAACAGCAGCAGCAGCAGCAGUAGUAGUAGCCGCUGAUAGUCACCGAAGGGGGCAAAGUGGAGCGGCAAGUGGGGGCAAUAAUAAAUCGUUCACCUGAACGACGCGACGCUCUUCGGCGCGCUCGCAGUGUCUCGGCCGAUCUCGCACCGAUCGCACCACGCUCGCCCAUCCUUAACCACACGACUUCGCGCGCGCGAACACGUACACACCGCUACCUACACGUACGUCAAACGCACACGUCAGUUCCGCCGUUUGAUUUCGCUUCGGUUAUCUCUCCUCUCCUCUCCUCUCUCUCUCUCUCUCUCCUCUCUCUCUCUCUCUCUCUCUCUCUCUCUCUCUCUCUUUCUCUCUGUCUCUCUUUUCUUCCUUCUGCUCCCUACUUCCAUUCACGACUUCUCGACACUCCUCUUCCCGAUUCAGUCUUGUCUUUCUCUCUCUCUCUCCUUUUUCUAUAUACAUAUAUAUAUAUAUAUUUCUCUCUCUCUCUCUCUCUCUCUCUCUCUCUCCCCCUCUCCCCCUUCCCUCCCUUUUUCUCCAUCCGUCUCCAUGUAUCUCUUUCGCUUCUUCUAUCCAUAUCCCUACGUCGCUCCCUCCUCCUGAUCGUAUGCCUCUUCCUCGCCCAAGUACAUCAUCAUCAGCGCCGGUCGUUCCCACGAUCACUGUCGCAACCACCGACAGCCGACCACGCAGCAGUCGAAGAGGUAGUCGUGUGCACUCGCGUGCAUUCGUCGCGUGCGGACGGACUCGAGGGCCAACGAGGAUCGCUCGAUCGUGGACGCUGGUACCGCUGUGAACGAUCGAUCGAUCGACCGACCGGUUGAUCGGGGACGUGGUGGACAUCCUCCGCGGUAUCAGCUGGUCCCGCCGAGAGAAGGGUAUGCGGUGAUCGCGCUGCCUCUGCUUCAGAGAGCAUCCGACGUUUUCCGUGAAACGCACAGCGACGACGGUAACGACGACGACGACGACGACGACCACGACCACGAUCACGACGACGACGACGACGACGUGUAAAAGAGGAGAAGUAAAAGCGCGUCUUCUGGACCAGGAUCAACGGUAUAAUAAACGCGCACGGCGGCACCGCGCGCUCCGGCACACUUAGCGCACUCUGAAAGGAGGAUUGACUUUCUCCAGCUGUUCUUCCAACUGUUCGACAGCCUCUUCCAAGCCGUCGUCGCGAGAAAACGACCAAGAGAACGCCAAGAAGGCAACACGUGACGCUGGAAGACUACGGCGGCAUCGGUAAGACAAGGACGACGAAGACGCCAAAGCUCGACGACUUCGGGAAAGAGGUGUUUUUUGUGUACUUUAUCUACGGGUGGAUUCUGAAGGAAGGAAGGACACCUGAAAGAGAGAGAGAGAGAGAGAGAGAGAGAGAGAGAGAGAGAGAGGGAGAGAGAGAAGAAAGGAGAAGCAAGAGGAAACGAGCUUCGAGUUCGCACUUGGAACGAUUUUGGCGUAUCGCCGGUGUGCUUUCGUGAUUUCGGGGUGAAGGCGCAGUGAAGGUUCGUUCAGCAUGAGGGUGCAUCGCGGGAUCUGCGCGAAACUGCAGGGCGGCUUCCUCAGACGAUGGUGGGCGGCCGUAGCGAUCGGAGUGCUGCUGAUAAUCGUGGCCGUCGUCCUGGCGAUUCUGUUUCCGAAUCUCAUCGACCUCGUCCUGGACAAAGAGCUCGUCAUACGCGAUGGCGGCCGCACGUAUAAGUGGUGGAAGGAGCCGCCGGUGGUGCCUCACAUGAAGAUCUACAUUUACAACGUGACGAACGCCGACGAGUUCCUGAACAACGGCGAGAAGCCCGCCCUGCAGGAGCUGGGCCCGUACGUCUACAGGCAGCACUGGGAAAAGACGGAAGUCAAAUUCAACGACAACGGAACCGUUACCUACAAGGUCAAGAAAACGUUCGUCUACGUACCGGAGAUGUCGUCCGGCUCCGAGGACGACCUGGUGGUCGUGCCGAACGUUCCCAUGCUGUCGGCCACCAGUCAGUCGAAGCACGCCGCCCGAUUCCUGCGUCUGGCGAUGGCGUCCAUCAUGGACAUCCUGAAGAUCAAGCCGUUCGUCGAGGUGUCGGUCGGCCAGCUACUCUGGGGCUACGAGGAUCCGCUGCUGAAACUGGCCAAGGACGUGGUGCCUAAGGAGCAAAAGCUGCCGUACGAUCAGUUCGGUCUGCUGUACGGCAAGAACUCCACCAUGCCGGACCUGUACACCAUAUUCACCGGCGCAAACGACAUCACCAAGUUCGGCAUGAUGGACAAGUGGAACGGCAAGGAUGGCCUGGGCCAUUGGACCACGCAGGAAUGCGACUCCAUCAUGGGCACCGACGGCAGCAUAUUCCCACCACACAUCACCAAGCACACGAUGCUCAAGGUCUUCGACAAGGACCUCUGCAGGACGUUACCGUUGGUCUAUCAGCGCGAUGUGUUAGCCGCGGGGGAUGUGCCCGGCUACAGAUUCGCUCCUCCGACGAACGUCUUCACCUCGGUGGAGAACUUACCUUCGCAGAAGUGCUACUGCCCGGCCGGGCCGCCUUGCGCGCCAGAAGGAACGUUCAACGUCUCCCUGUGCCAGUACGACUCGCCGGUUCUCAUCACUUUCCCGCAUUUCUACCUCGCCGACCCGGCCUUGCGGGACGCUGUGACGGGCAUAUCGCCGCCGGAUCCUGAGAAGCAUCAGCUCUACAUCGACGUGCAGCCGAUAAUGGGCACGGCUAUGAGAGCGCGCGCACGGGUGCAGAUCAAUCUGGCGGUGAGCCAGGUGCGAGACAUCAAGCAGGUCGCUUCGUUCCCCGACAUCGUUUUCCCCAUCAUGUGGUUCGAGGAUUGCGUCGACGAGUUGCCCCCGGAGAUGCGCUCCCUGCUGAAGCUGGCCGUGGACCUGCCGCCGAUAGCCCGCGCCGCGGUCUCGGGCGUGCUCGGCGCGCUCGGCCUCAUCAUCCUGCUGGGUGCCCUCAUGUGCCUCGCUCGCGCCGCCAAGCGCCAGGAGAAGCUGCACCUCAGCAAUCCGCUGCCGGCGAACGCGACCAACACCAAGAACACCAAGAACGGCCAACUGAACCCGGCCUUCCAGCACUCCAAGUAGAUGCAUCGUGAGGAAUCGACGAGUGCGAGGGCCGACGUGCGCUCUCUCUCUCUCUUUCUCUCUCUCUCUCUCUCUCUUUCCCCCUCUUUCCCCUUUCUCUCU
Messenger RNA from Harpegnathos saltator (Jerdon's jumping ant), 3327 nucleotides. RefSeq names its product epithelial membrane protein (gene emp). The transcript has 6 exons. Gene Ontology annotation, molecular function: scavenger receptor activity. NCBI's taxonomy places the organism in Eukaryota, Metazoa, Arthropoda, Insecta, Hymenoptera, Formicidae. The coding region runs from base 1666 to 3225 and encodes 519 amino acids. The record is from RefSeq and is a predicted model, not a curated record. Gene Ontology annotation, cellular component: cytoplasm; membrane.